AUGUGGGCAAUCUCUAGAUCUUCUCGCGAAGUCUAGAGAUUAAUGAAGUGGGUCGUCGAAUUGUCUCCGGCGGCUGUCACCCGGUGGAGUGGAAAAACGACGACUUUGCGGCUCUCCGGCGGCUGUCACCCGACGGAGAGGAGCUGGAUGGAGAUGGGGCGCGUGUUAGGGAGCUUCAUCCUCAAGUCCGCGCAACAAGAGGAGGCUCUUCAUCGCAUCUGGUAUGCUCUCAGGAGGUGGCGACUGGUCUCCUAGUGGAUCAUCCUCUUCUCGACGACGGCUUGUUCAUCGAUCAAUCGGUGAUGAUUUACUCGAUGGAUUCACGAUCCUUUUAUCGCGAAUCGUUCAGCAAUUUUAGUAGCAAUGCUCCGCAAAUCGCGUUGACAAGAUUUUCGUCGAUGAUCCAGCGAUUCUCAUUGCUUAAUCUUUCACUGGCGAUCUGCAGGAAAGUCGCGAUAAUCAAAUAAAAAUAUAUGAAUUUUGACUCUGGAAGGAUUCGAACCCGCGUCGGUCACCCGCCUCUUCUGAGGAAGGUGUGGCGGGGGUUUAGUCCCACAUCGGUUGUACACCGAUUUUUCGGGCGAAUAUAUAGUAAUGUUAGCUUUGUGAGCAAAGUCCCUUCUCUCGCGUGUAUGACCACUCCUUGCCCCACAGCCAGCUGGCCACCGGUGACGUGGAAGGGGAGUGGUGUACGCGUGCCAGUCGGUCCCCAAGCCAAGCCGCUUGAGCCCCUGCUCGCGGUUUACUCCCUGACUGCGCUUCCGACCCGCUUGCGGGCACGGCUGGCCGACAGGUCCCCCCAUUUUUGCAAUAUUUUUAUUUUUAUUUCUUGUUCUUCAUUUAUCUCAAAAGUAAGACUGUAAAAAUUGUAUAAAAUCACAUAAUUACCCAAAAAUUCACGUUAAUCAAUUGAAAACCAAAAAUCAUUCUUUAACACAAAUAUAAGUCUAUUUAUCAUGAGUUAAGGCUAAAACUAUAUUAUUUACUAAUUAUUAACUCAUGAUAAUGAAGACUUAUCAAUAUGCUUUCAAGAGGUGGUGACUCGUCUCCUAGUGGAUUGUCCUCCUCCUGAUGACAGCUUAUUUGUUGAUCAAUUAGAGAUGCUUUACUCGAUGCAUUCACAAUCCUUUUAUCCCAAAUCAUUCAGUAAUUUUAGUAAUAAUACCAUGCGAAUCGUAUUGAUGAGAUUUUCACCAAUGAUCCAAUGAUUCUGGUUACUUAAUUAUUCACCAGCGAUCUGUAAGAAAGUUACGAUAAUCAAAUAAACAUAUUGAGUUUUGGCUCUGAGAGGAUUCGAACCUGCGCCAGUUGCCCACCCCAUUCAAGGGAAGGUGUGACGUGGGUUUAGUCUCACAUUGCUUGUGCACCAAAGUUUUGAAUGAAUAUAUAGUAAUGUUAUAUUUGAAAGCAAAGUCUCUUCUCUUGCAUGUACGACCACUCCUUGCCUCACAGCUGGCUAGCCACUGGUGACGUGGAAGGGGAAUGGCACACACGUGCCCCUAUCGAUUCCAAGCUGCUCGAGCCCUUGCUCACGGCUACUCCCAGACUGAGCUUCCGACCCACUUGUAGGCCUGGCUAGUCAGUAGGUGAUAAGUCUUCAUUAUCAUGAGUUAAUAAUUAAGUAAAUAAUAUAGUUUUAGCCUUAACUUAUGAUAAAUAGACUUAUAUUUGUGUUAAAGUGUGAAAAUUGGUUUUUAGUUUAUUAAUAUGAAUUUUUGGGUAAUUAUGUGAUUUUAUAUGAUUUUUACAGUCUUACUUUUGAGAUAAAUGAAGUAAAAGAAAUUAAAAUAAAAAUAUAGCAAAAUGGGGGGACCUGCUGGCCAGCCGGGCCCGCAAGCAAGUCGGAAGUGCAGUCGAGGAGUAGCCACAAGCAAGGGCUUGAGCGGUGUGACCGAUUGGGACACAUAUGUGCCACUCCCCUUCCACGUCAUUGGUGGCCAACUGGCUAUGGGACAAGGAAUGGUCGUACACGCGAGAGAAGGAACUUUGCUUAGAAAUGUAACAUUAUUAUAUAUUCGCCCGAAAAAUCAGCACACAACCAAUGUGGGACUAAACCCGCAUCACACCUUCCUCAGAAGCGGCGGACAACCGGCACAAGUUUGAAUCCUCCUAGAGUCAAAAGUCAUAUAUUUUUAUCUGAUUAUCGCGACUUUCUUGCAGAUCGCUAGUGAAAGAUUAAGCAAAGAGAAUUGUUGGAUCAUCGGUGAGUCUUGUCAACGUGAUUUGCAGAGUAUUGCUACUAAAAUUGUUGAAUGAUUUGUGAUAAAAGAAUCGCGAAUCCAUUGAGUAAAUAAUCUCCGAUUGAUCGAUGAACAAGCCGUUGUCGAGAAGAAGACGAUCUGCUGGGAGAUGAGUCGCCACCUCCUGAGAGCGUACCAGAUGCGAUGAAGAGCCUCCUUGAUAAGUCUUCAUUAUCAUGAGUUAAUAAUUAGUAAAUAAUAUAUUUUUAGCCUUAACUCAUGAUAAAUAGACUUAUAUUUGUGUUAAAGCAUGAAAAGUGGUUUUCAAUUGAUUAACGUGAAUUUUUGGGUAAUUAUGUGAUUUUAUAUGAUUUUUACAGUCUUAGUUUUGAGAUAAAACGAAGAACAAGAAAUAAAAAUAAAAAUAUUGCAAAAUGAGGGGAUCCGCCGGCCAGCCGGGCCCGCAAGCGGGUCGGAAGCGCAGUCGGGGAGUAUCCGCGAGCAGGGGCUCGAGCAGCUUGCUUGGAUCGAUAGGGGCACGUGUGCGCCACUCCCCUUCCACGUCACCGGUGGUCAGCCGGCUGUGGGGCAAGGAGUGGUCGUACACGCGAGAGGACUUUGCCUAGAAAGCUAACUUUACUAUAUAUUUGCCCGAAUAAUCCGCGUACAACCGAUGUGGGACUAAACCUUCAGGGGCGGGCGACCGCCACAGGUUCGAAUCCUCCCAAAGUCAAAAUUCAUAUAUUUUUAACUGAUUAUCGCGACUUUCCUGCACAUCGCCAGUGAAGGAUUAAGUAACCGGAAUCGCUGGAUCAUCGGCGAAAAUCUCGUCAACGCGAUUCGCGGAGCAUUGCUACUAAAAUUUCUGAACGAUUCGCGAUAAAAGGAUCGCAAUCCAUCGAGUAAAUCAUCUCCGAUUGAUCGACGAACAAGCCGUCGUCGGGAAGAGGACGAUCCGCCGGGAGACCAGUCGCCACCUCUUGAGAGCGUACCAGAUGCGAUGAAGAGCCUCCUCUUGCUGCGCGGACCUGAGGAUGAAGCUCCCUAACAUGCGCCUCACCUCCAUCCAGCCCCUCUCCGUCGGGUGACAGCCGCCGGAGAGCCGCAAAGUCGCCAUUUUUUCGCUCCGCCGGGUGACAGCCGCCGGAGACGAUUCGACGACCCACUUCAUUGGUCUCUAGACUUCGCGAGAAGAUCUAGAGAUUGCCCACGUCGUCUUUGUCCAAGGAGAGCCUUCGAGGCCGUGGACACUGCACGACGACCCUCCCGAACGCUCAGGAUUCCGGUGCAUCGCCGACGCGUCGCCGUCGCGACGCCGGAACUCUGUUUUCCUGCUUUAUCUAGAGAUUGCCCACGUCGUCUUUGUCCAAGGAGAGCCUUCGAGGUCGUGGACACUGCACGACGAUCCUCCCGAACGCUCAGGAUUCCGGUGCAUCGCCGACGCAUCGCCGUCGCGACGUCGGAACUCUGUUUUCCUGCUUUCAAUUUAAUUUACGCUUCAUUUAGUGAUACUUUGUUGAUUUUUAUUUACCAAACUAUACUUCGUUCAACUACGAUUCUUCCGGCUUUUACAGAUCUUAAUUUGAUUAAUUGAGUCGUCUAUAAUCGCCUACGUAAGAAUCGCCGGGCGGAACUCUGUUUCCGCCUGAUUCGCGUUCGCCGGGCGCUGACGUCAUCCUGACGUCCGCACCCUUAUUUCCUUUUCUUUUUGUGAAUUUUAAAUAUAUUUCCUUUUUAUUUCCUAGUAUAAAAUUCGUAAGAAAAUCGUACUCAUUGAGAAAAAUUCUGAAUAAUUACCAGAUAUUAUAUUACAUCCCUGUGAUCGACUUGGAAAAUUACCACUAUUUUUGGGAUUUGUAUUGAAUUAUAAUUGAUAUAUUUAUUUUGAAAUACUUCUAAAUAUCUGAAAAUUCGUAUUUUCUAGUUUUAUAAAUUUUAAAUUUGCGUGAUUUAAUAUACAACGACUGAGUCACGUCACUCCUCUUGCUGCGAAGACCUGAGGAUGAAGCUCCCUGACAUGCACCCCACCUCCAUCCAACUCCUCUCUGUCGGGUGACAGUCGCCGAAGAGCCACAAAGUUGCCAUUUUUCCACUCUGUCAGGUGACAGCCGCCGAAGACGACUCGAUGACCCAUUUCAUUAAUCUCUAGACUAUGCGAGAAGAUCUAGAGAUUACCCACGUCGUCUUUGUCCAAGGAGAGCCUUCAAGGCCAUAGACACUAUAUGACGAUCCUCCCAGACGCUCAGGAUUCUAGUGCAUUGCCGACGCAUCACUGUCACGACACCGAAACUCUAUUUUCUUGCUUUCAAUUUACUUUACACUUCAUUUAGUGAUAAUUUUUAUGUUUUAAUUUACCAAAAGAUACUUCGUUCAAUUACAAUUCUUCAGGCUUUUAUAGAUCUUAAUUUGAUCAAUUAAAUCGUUUGUAAUUGCUUCUGUAAGAAUCGCUGAGCAGAACUUUGUUUUCACCUGAUUCACGUUCGCCAAGCACUAACAUCAUCUUGAUGUCUGCACCCUUACUUCCUUUUUUUGUGAAUUUUAAAUAUAUUUGUUUUCAUUUCCUAGUAUAAAAUUCAUAGAAAAUCAUAUUCAUUGAGAAAAAUUCUGAAUAAUUACCAAAUAUUAUAUUACAUCUCUAUGAUCGACUUGGAAAAUUACCACUAUUUUUGGAAGUUUUAUUGAAUUAUACUAGAUAUAUUUAUUCAAAAAUACUUCUAAAUAUCUGAAAAUUCGUAUUUUCUAGUUUUAUAAAUUUUAGAUUUGUGUGAUUUAAUAUACAACGACUAAGUCAUGUUUGAGGGUCUCCCUUGUUUUUUCUUCUUUUUAUUUUUUAUUUCUUUUUCUUCAUUUACUGCAAAAGUAAAACUAUAAAAAUCAUAUAAAUUCGUGUAAAAUCACAUAAUUACUUAAAAAUUCACAUUAAUCAACUGAAAACCACUUUUCACACUUUAACACAAUCUCGUGACUGACGCUCUACUCACUGAUCGAGCUCCUCUCGUCAAGAAGGGUCAGCUGUAUAACCUGGAAGGUCUCUUCUAUCAUUUCCCUAGUCGCAUUUGUGGGGUCAAUAGUCCUUGUAGUGGGGUCGAGGUGGUUGUGGUGGCGGACGUGGGAGAUCGUCCCUACGAGCAAGGUAGACCAGUGACGUGACUCAGUCGUUGUAUGUUAAAUCACGCAAAUAUAAAAUUUAUAAAACUAGAAAAUACGAAUUUUCAGAUAUUUAGAAGUAUUUCUAAAUAAAUAUAUCAAUUAUAAUUCAAUAAAAAUUCCAAAAAUAGCGGUAAUUUUCCAGGUCGAUCACAGGGAUGUAAUAUGAUAUCUGGUAAUUAUUCAGAAUUUUUCUCAAUGAGUACGAUUUUCUUACAAAUUUUAUACUAGGAAAUAAAAAGGAAAUAUAUUUAAAAUUCACGAAAAAAAAGGAAAUAAGGGUGCGGACGUCAGGAUGAUGUCAGCGCCCGGCGAACGCGAAUCAGGCGGAAACACAGUUCUGCCCGGCGAUUCUUACGUAGGCGAUUACAGACGACUCAAUUAAUCAAAUUAAGAUCUGUAAAAGCCGGAAGAAUCGUAGUUGAACAAAGUAUAGUUUGGUAAAUAAAAAUCAACAAAGUAUCACUAAAUGAAGCGUAAAUUAAAUUGAAAGCAGGAAAACAGAGUUCCGGCGUUGCGACGGCGAUGCGUCGGCGAUGCACCGGAAUCCUAAGCGUUCGGGAGGAUCGUCGUGCAGUGUCCACGGCCUCGAAGGCUCUCCUUGGACAAAGACGACGUGGGCAAUCUCUAGAUCUUCUCGCGAAGUCUAGAGACCAAUGAAGUGGGUCGUCGAAUCGUCUCCGGCGGCUGUCACCCGGCGGAGCGGAAAAACGGCGACUUUGUGGCUCUCCGGCGGCUGUCACCCGACGGAGAGGGGCUGGAUGGAGGUGAGGCGCGUGUUAGGGAGCUUCAUCCUCAGGUCCGCGCAGCAAGAGGAGGCUCUUCAUCGCAUCUGGUACGCUCUCAGGAGGUGGCGACUGGUCUCCCGGCGGAUCGUCCUCUUCCCGACGACGGCUUGUUCGUCGAUCAAUCGGAGAUGAUUUACUCGAUAGAUUGCGAUCCUUUUAUCGCGAAUCGUUCAGAAAUUUUAGUAGCAAUGCUCCGCGAAUCGCGUUGACGAGAUUUUCGCCGAUGAUCCAGCGAUUCCGGUUGCUUAAUCCUUCACCGGCGAUCUGCAGGAAAGUCGCGAUAAUCAGUUAAAAAUAUAUGAAUUUUGACACUGGGAGGAUUCGAACCCGCGGCGGUCGCCCGCCCGUUACAAGGUGGAUUUAGUCCCACAUCGGUUGUGGGCGGAUUAUUCGGGCGAAUAUAGAGUAAAGUUAGCUUUCUAGGCAAAGUCCUCUCGCGUGUACGACCACUCCUUGCCCCACAGCCGGCUGACUACCGGUGACGUGGAAGGGGAGUGGCGCACACGUGCCCCUAUCGAUCCAAGCAAGCCGCUCGAGCCCCUGCUCGCGGCUACUCUCCGACUGCGCUUCCGACCCACUUGCGGGCCCGGCUGGCCGGCGGAUUCCCCCAUUUUGCAAUAUUUUUAUUUUUAUUUCUUGUUCUUCAUUUAUCUCAAAACUAAGACUGUAAAAAUCGUAUAAAAUCACAUAAUUACCCAAAGAUUCACGUUAAUCAACUGAAAACCACUUUUCAUGCUUUAACACAAAUAUAAGUCUAUUUAUCAUGAGUUAAGGCUAAAACUAUAUUAUUUACUGAUUAUUAACUCAUGAUAAUGAAGACUUAUCACACCCCCCAACUUAAAUCAUUGCUAGUCCCUUAGCAAUGGAAUUACGAAAAUAAAAAUUUACAAAUCUCAAACAUCAUAUUUCAAUACAGAAAAGAAAUACAAUUAGAAAUGAUGCACCUUUAAAUACUUUGGAUUCUUAUAUCAAGUAUUUAAGAAUGAUGUCAAGCACUUAAAUGUUUAAACACUCCUUGGAAUAACAAUCUAGACUUCACUUCUUCUAUUCACAUCUUUAUCACUUCUUCACUCAUAGAUGUAUUUACAAGAUGUUCCAAUUAUCAAUACUCAUCCAAGAAUAAUAUUGAUCUUACAUUUCCCUUUUUCUAUGACUUGAUUUUUGAAGUUUGCACUAUAUUUCUUCCUUCUUUUUUUUUUUUUUAUAUAUAUAUAGUGGAUAAGUAGCUUUUCCUGUAGACAAAUUUCGACAAUAAGAAUGAUGUCUCACACCCUCCAUGUGUACUCUUCAUUUUCAGGGCUUUCACUUUAUCCACUUAUUUUUCAGCAAGUGUUUUUCUAUGCACGAUUUUUGACAAUGAGAAUGAUGUCUCACACCCUCCAUGUGUACUCUUCGUUUCUAGAUUUUUCACAUUGCUCUCUUUUUUUUUUUUUUUGAAAUAAGUGAUUUCUCCUCACAAGUCCUAUAGAUCAAGGUGCAAAAAUCUCCAUUAAACUCAAAUGAUCAAUCAAAUUUUCACAUCAAGUAAAUAUUAUCCAUCAAGAUCAUGAAGUGAAAAUCUGUAAAAUCAAAUCCAUGUUAUCUAUCAUGUAUCCAAGGAGUAUUCCAACAUUUCAUGCUACUAGAUCAUUCUUUUGACUCAAUAAUAAUCUUCCUAGUAUCUUUUAGUAUCAAUCAAUCUAAUUGAUUUAAUUUUUCAUGCAUGCAAUAUGAUGUAAGGAAUUUGUAAAUUAGAUAGUUCUGACAAUUCCGUUUUCUGUUUUCAGUUCUAUUUUUAGCAGCAAUAAAUUUGUCAAAAAUAAAUCAAAACUAUCUUCUUUAUAGCUGUAAUUUUGAAUUUCAGUAAUAUAUAUCUAGGGGAUUGAAAUGUGAGAAAAGGGUCUUCUAGAAUUUCAAAUUUCGGGCUGUUUUUUGUCUGCUGUUUUUGACAGUCUGUUGUUUCUGACAGAAAACCAGAAAAUAGAUGUUGCAAUUUUUCCGAAUUUUAUUUUAUUUUUAUUUUUUUAGUUGCUGUUCUAAGUUGAAUAAAAUGCAAACACAUAUUCUUAAUCGUCCUACAGCAUAAAUUAAUAAUGAAUACUUCACCCCCCGACUUAAAAAUGACAUUGUCCUCAAUGACACAAAAAAUCGAAACAGAAUAUGCAGAAAAUAUAAUUUUCAAGUGAAGCAUGCAUAUCUGCAAAGUUAAGCAUUAAAAAUAUUUUCAUAAAUGAUGAAGCUCAGAAAGACAUCACCUCAACCUCGUUUUUAAUUUUCCACUUCAUCUUACACUCCUCCUCCUGCACUUUUUCGAAAGAAAAACAAACACAGAAACAAGUACUGCGAAAUUCUAAGAAAAACAGAGAUCAAACAGAAUGAAAUAAAAACCAUGGGUUGCCUCCCAUGCAGCGCUGAAUUUAAUGUCUCCAGCUGGACUCCUUGAUCUUACUCUUGAAUUUCUUUUAAUAAUAAAAUUUCUUUUUCUGCAAGGCGUUCAUGUUCUAUGUAAUGUUUAAGCCGCUGUCCAUUUACCUUAAAGUUAUGAUCACUUUUAGGAUCUUUAAUCAUUACAGCCCCAUGAUCAAAUGUCUCUUCCACCACAUAAGGCCCUUUCCAUUUUGAUUUUAAUUUUCCUGGGAAUAAUUUCAGCCUAGAAUCAUAUAACCACACUUUUUGUCCAACAUCAAAUUUUUUUCUGCUAAUGUAUUUAUCAUGAAAAGUUUUAGUUUUUUCUUUAUAUAUUCUAUGAUUUUCAUAAGCUUCAUUCCUCAACUCCUCUAGUUCAUGUAACUGAAAAAUUCUAUGCCCACCAGCUGAUUUUUCAUCCAUACAUAAAUUUUUUAUAGCCCAUAAUGCUUUAUGCUCUAUUUCCACAGGAAGAUGACAUGGCUUUCCAAAAAUGAGACGAAAUGGGGACAUACCUAUGGGAUUUUUAUAAGCUGUUCUAUAAGCCCAUAAUGCAUCUUGUAAUUUCGUGGGCCAAUCUUUCCUAUCUGGUCUAACUAUUUUUCUCAAAAUUCUCUGAAUUUCCCUAUUUGCUACUUCAGCUUGCCCAUUUGUUUGGGGAUGAUAUGGAGUGGCUACUCUAUGGUGUACUCCAUUCUUUUUCAACAGUUCUCUGAAAUUUUUAUUUGUAAAAUGUGUUCCUCCAUCACUAAUAAUCACUCUAGGACAUCCAAAUCUCGAAAAAAUAUUUUCCUGCACAAAUUUCAUUACGAUUUUAUGAUCAUUAGUUCUAGUAGGAAUAGCUUCCACCCACUUCGACACAUAAUCAACAGCAAGCAAAAUAUAUUCAUAUUUUUCAGCUGAUGGGAAGGGACCCAUGAAAUCUAUUCCCCAUACAUCAAAAAUUUCGACUACUAACAUAUUACUCAUGGGCAUUUCAUCUUUUUUACUCAUGUUACUUAUAGAUUGGCAUGAAAUACAUAUUCUACUAAAUUCUAUAGAAUCUCUAAUGAUUGUAGGCCAAUAAAAACCACACUGGAAAAUUUUUGCAGCUGUUUUUCGUCCAGAGAAAUGUCCUCCACAGUUAGAUGAAUGACACAUGUUAAUAAUGCUAUGAUAUUCUUCUUCAGGAACACAUCUCCUUAAAAUUUGAUCAUUGCCCAAGUAAUAUAAAUCAGGAUCAUGCCAAAAAUAAUUUCUAAUCUUAGAAAAGAAAUGAUUUUUUCUGUUCUUAUCCCACUGUUCUGGAGUUUUUCCAGAAACCAGAAAAUUAACAAUAUGUGCAUACCAUGGUGAUGGUUGAUGUUGAGCUGCCAUCAAUUGUUCAUCUGGAAAUGCGUCUUGUAAAGGUGCUGCAUUUAUUCCUGUAUCACUUAAUCUAGAAAGAUGGUCAGCAACAACAUUCUCGAAACCCUUUUUAUCUUUUAUUUCUAAGUCAAAUUCUUGCAACAAUAAAAUCCAUCUUAAUAAACGUGGCUUUGCAUCUUUCUUAUUUAACAGAUAUUUUAAUGCUGCAUGAUCAGUAUAAAUAAUAAUUUUAGCUCCCAAAAUAUAUGAUCUAAACCUUUCUAACGAAAAUACUACAGCUAACAAUUCUUUUUCAGUCGUGGUAUAAUUUAAUUGAGCAUCAGAUAUAGUUUUACUAGCAUAUGAAAUUACUAUGGGUUUUGACUCUUUUGUUUGUCCUAGAACGGCCCCCACUGCAUAAUUCGAUGCGUCACACAUUAUUUCAAAGGGAAGGGACCAAUCAGGAGCUUGUAAAAUGGGUGCCUCAGUAAGUAAUCUUUUUAUUUUGGAAAAAGACUCAAAACAUUUCUCAUCAAAAUUAAAAGGCACAUCUUUAGAUAAUAGCAUGGUGAGAGGUUUAGAAAUUUUCGAAAAAUCUUGAAUAAAUUUUCUGUAAUAACCUGCAUGACCCAAGAAAGAUCUAAUCUGUUUUACUGAAUUCGGAGGUUUCAUUUUAGAUAUAAUAUCGAUUUUUGCUCUAUCCACCUCUAAACCCUUUUCACUCACAAUAUGACCCAACACAACUCCCUCUUUAACCAUAAAAUGUGAUUUCUCCCAACUCAAAACUAAUUUUUUCUCUAUGCAUUUCUCAAGUACAUGCUGUAAAUGAUUUAAGCAUUCAUCAAAUGAUUCACCAAAAAUAGAAAAAUCGUCCAUAAAAAUUUCCAUGCAUUUUCCAAUCAUAUCAGAAAAAAUAGACAGCAUACAUCUUUGAAAUGUGGUUGGAGCAUUACACAGACCAAAAGGCAUGCGUUUAAAAGCAAAAGUACCAAAUGGACAAGUGAAAGUUGUUUUUUCUUGAUCUAAAGGGUUUAUAUAAAUUUGAUUAUAAUCAGAGUAUCCAUCCAGAAAACAAAAAAAGUUUUUUCCAGCUAAUUUUUCUAAAAUUUGAUCAGUAAAUGGUAGGGGAAAAUGAUCUUUUCUAGUAACUGAAUUUAAUUUUCUAUAAUCAAUGCAAACUCUCCAACCGGUAGUUAGUCUUGUUUGUAUUUCCUCCCCAUUUUCGUUUUUUAUAACCGUGAUCCCUGAUUUUUUUGGCACUACUUGUGUAGGACUAACCCAUUUGCUAUCUGAAAUAGGGUAAAUAAUAUCAGCAGCCAGCCACUUUAAAAUUUCUUUUUUUACAAUUUCCAUCAUGUUAGGAUUUAAUCUUCGUUGUGGUUCCCUGCUAGUUCUAGCCCCCUCCUCUAAAUAUAUACUAUGCAUGCAUACUCUCAUAUCAAUGCCCCUUAGAUCGUCCAUUUUCCAGCCCAUAGCCUUCUUAUUUUUUCGAAGUACAUCUAAUAAUUCUUCUUCCUGUUCAUUACUCAAAUCAGCUGCAAUAAUAACAGGAAAUGAAUUAUUUUCCUCCAAAAACAUAUAUUUUAAACUAGAGGGGAGAGGUUUCAACUCUAAAUUCAGAUGAUCUUCCUCUUUCUUUUCUUCUAAAUUUAUAUUCUCUAUUUCCUCUAAUUCUUCCAGCACACAGUCAUCAAUAACAUCUGGAUCAUCAAAAUCAUCUAGAAGAUCUAUGGUAUGACAAUCAUAUACUUGGGAUUUCUUAAGAUCAUUUGAUACCUCAAAAAUUUUAAUUUCUACUGAUUGAUCUCCACAUGAAAUUUUCGCAAUACCUGUGGGCAAAUCAAUAUUCAUCUUUGCUGUAUGCAAAAAUGGUCUCCCUAGGAUGAUUGGUGUAUCAUAAAACUGUCCAUUAAAAUCCAUUUCCAGCACUACAAAAUCAGCUGGAAAUUUACACCCUUUAACUGUCACUAUCACAUUUUCUAAGAUACCUUUAGGAUGUUUUAUGGAUCUAUCAGCAAAUUGUAAGGUAACAGUAGAAGGUUUAAGAUCAGAAAUAUUAAAUUUAUCACAAAUACUUGCAGGUAAUAAAUUAAUACUAGCACCGGUGUCAAGUAAUGCAUUCUGAAAAAUGAAUCCACCAAUAUCACACGAAAUUAAAAGAGCACCUGUAUCUCUCAAUUUAAAUGGUAAUUGAUUUAAUAAUAACGCACUAGCAUGCAUAGAUAAUUUUUCUACUCUAGGUGCCCUUUUUGGUGUACACAUUUCUUUCAAAACUCUAGCAUAUUCAGGAAUAUGUUCAAUGGCAGUGAGUAAAGGAAGACUAAUUUGCACAUCUUGUAAAAUUUUCUUUAUUUCUUCAUUGUGUUCCUUUUUCUUUCUUUGUCUAGGCUCUAGAGCUUUAGGAAAUGGAAUGGUUGUCCUCUCUUUCGAAAUUUCUUUGGUAGAAUCUAUAAAAUCCUCUUCUACUCCUAUUUGAUUUUGUUUUGGGGUGUCCACAUUUUCUUUUUCUUCUAAUGUUUGGGGAUAAGGAUCAGGUAAGAUCUUACCACUCCUUAAUGCAUUCACUGUCCUAACAUUUUCAUUUCGUGGGUUUUUUCCUAGAUUCAUGCUACUAGACUCCCCAUGCUGAAAUCCUAUUGUUGGGCGGUUCCCUGGAUUUUCUAUGGACUGACUAGGUAGCUGUCCCUCUUCUCUCUUAUUCCCAAGGGCCUCUAUAAUUUGUUUCUGGUGCUGCAUCAUUUGAUUCAUAGUUUGUUGCAUCAUUUGAUUCAUAGUUUGUUGCAUCAUUUGGCUCAUUUGCUGCAUCAUUUCCAUAGCAUCAGGUUGGGUUUGAGAGGGCUGAUUUUUCUGAAAUCUAUUUUCUUGUUUUGGACGAAAUUCAGAGUUUGAAUUGGGUCUAAGUGCUUCUGGAUUUUGAAUAUUAUUUGGGUCUCUCCAUGAAAAAUUAUUCCUCCAAUUAGGAUUAUAAGAAUUUGAAAAAUUUUCCCUAUUUCUAUUAAAACUGUGAGCUACUUGCACUUGUUCUCGCAUAGGGUGAAAUGAUUGAUCUAAAUUAUAACAUUGAAGUUCAGAAUAAUCAUUUUCACCAUACAUAGGACAUGUACUAUUCGAAUUAAGUUGAGGGUUAAAAGGCUUUCUAAUAUUAUCAAUAAGUAAAUCAAUUUUUUCUAAUCUUUGAUUAAUCUGAUUAACCUCAUUUCUAAGUUUAGAAUCAUCAUCAUGAUGCAAUUCAUAAAUUUCUCUCUUCAUUUCCUUGUCAUAUAAUUCAAAAGAGGCUUGAUCUCUAGAAUUUUCACUUAAAUUCUCAUAAAGAUUGUAAAUCUCAUCAGGAGUUUUCUCCAUAAAAGCUCCUCCACAUAUAGAAUCAACCAUAUUUCUAUGUUGUUCUAAUAAUCCAUCAUAAAAAAUUCUAUUGAGCUGCCACUUGGGUAUAGCAUGAUGAGGACACUUUCUAAGUAAAUCUUUGAAUUUUUCCCAUGUCUCAUGCAAAGUUUCUCCUGGUCUUUGAGAAAAACUCCAUAUAUGUUUUCUCAUAUUUUGAGUUUUUCCUAAGGGAUAAAAUUUUCGAAGAAAGGCCUGUUCUAUAUCUUUCCAGCUAGUUAAUUCUCUAUCUAAUGUGGAUAGCCAAUGACUAGCUUUGUCCCUAAGUGUAUGAGGGAAUAAUUUCAUCUUAAUAAUUUCUGGUGUAACUUGAGGGAGAUUAACUAAAUCACAGACCAUAUGAAAUUUUUCUAAGUGCUGAUGAGGUUCCUCUAAAGGCAAUCCAUGAAAAUUAGGGAGCAUUUGAAAAAUUCCUGGAUUUAUUUCGAAUUUAACAGUGGGUGCUAAUGGGACUCUAAUAUUGGAUGCUCUUUGAAAUGAAUCAGGGAUAUAAUGAUUUUUCAUGGCCAUAGGAUUGUUCUCAGUUUGACCUGUACUUCCUUCAGGAUCCAUCAAAAUUAAUUUUUCUUUUGGAUUUUUAUUUUUGAAUGAAAUAAUGAAAGGAUUUUCUAGCCUUGGAUGCAAGGAUCUUCUACCAUGCAUAAAAAUCAAUAAAUUCGAGGGAAAAAGUUAGUAACUGUUACCCUCCUUCAGGAUGCUCCAGUCCUUGCCGUGCUUCUUUUCGUUCCCUUUUUCUAAUAAAAAUCGGCAAAAAGAAAAUAAAACAAGAGUAAAGUUUUUUUUUUUGUGUACUCUAAGAGAAAAACAGAAAAAUACUAAAUAUUAUUCAAUACAUCCCCGGCAACGGCGCCAAAAUUUGACGUGACUCAGUCGUUGUAUGUUAAAUCACGCAAAUAUAAAAUUUAUAAAACUAGAAAAUACGAAUUUUCGGAUAUUUAGAAGUAUUUCUAAAUAAAUAUAUCAAUUAUAAUUCAAUAAAACUUCCAAAAAUGGCAGUAAUUUUCCAGGUCGAUCACAGGGAUGUAAUAUAAUAUCUGGUAAUUAUUCAGAAUUUUUCUCAAUGAAUACGAUUUUCUAUGAAUUUUAUACUAGGAAAUAAAAAGGAAAUAUAUUUAAAAUUCACGAAAAAAAAGGGAAAUAAGGACGCGGACGUCAAGAUGACGUCAGCGCCCGACCAACACGAAUCAGGCGGAAAUAGAGUUCCACCCGGCGAUUCUUGCGUAAGCGAUUAUAGAUGAUUUAAUUAAUCAAAUUAAGAUCUGUAUAAGCCGGAAGAAUCGUAAUUGAACAAAGUAUACUUUGGUAACUUAAAAACACAAAAAUUAUCACUAAAUGAAGCGUAAAGUAAAUUAAAAGCAGGAAAACAGAGUUUUGGCGUCGCGACGGCGAUGCGUCGGCGAUGCACCGGAAUCCUGAGUGUUCGGGAGGAUCGUCGUGUAGUGUCCACGGCCUCGAAGGCUCUCCUUGGACAAAGACGACGUGGGCAAUCUCUAGAUCUUCUCGCGAAGUCUAGAGAUCAAUGAAGUGGGUCGUCGAAUCGUCUCCGGCGGCUGUCACCUGGCGGAGCGGAAAAACGGCGACUUUGCGGCUCUCCGGCGGCUGUCACCCGAUGGAGAGGAGCUGGAUGGAGGUGAGGCACGUGUUAGGGAGCUUCAUCCUCAGGUCCGCGCAGCAAGAGGAGGCUCUUCAUCGCAUCUGGUACGCUCUCAGGAGGUGGCGACUGGUCUCCCGGCAGAUCGUCCUCUUCUCGACGACGGCUUGUUCGUUGAUCAAUCGGAGAUGAUUUACUCGAUGGAUUGCGAUCCUUUUAUCGCGAAUCGUUCAGAAAUUUUAGUAGCAAUGCUCCGCGAAUCGCGUUGA
This is a messenger RNA of Spirodela intermedia, 15067 nucleotides long. The record is from the annotation of a GenBank genome assembly. Lineage: Eukaryota; Viridiplantae; Streptophyta; Magnoliopsida; Alismatales; Araceae.